Molecule: messenger RNA, 1183 nt
Organism: Columba livia (rock pigeon)
Lineage: Eukaryota; Metazoa; Chordata; Aves; Columbiformes; Columbidae
Gene: PEX19
Product: peroxisomal biogenesis factor 19
Biological process (GO): protein import into peroxisome membrane
Cellular component (GO): peroxisome; peroxisomal membrane
Source: RefSeq, a predicted model, not a curated record
GCGCCGCGAGGGGCGUGGCCCAAAGGGGCGUGGCCCCACAUGGGCGUGACAUAUCGUGGGCGUGGCUCAUAGCGGGCGGGGCUCCCGAGGAGGGCGUGGUCUCCCAGUGGGCGUAGCUCUCAGAGAGGCGUGGUCUUUCCGUGGGCGGGGCUCGGCGGUCCCGCCCCCUGGCGGCGGAGGCGGAGCGGUGCCAAGAUGGCGGCGGAGCCGGACCCGGGGCCUGACCCGGAGCUGGAGGAGCUGCUGGACAGUGCCCUGGAUGACUUUGAGAAGGCCCGACCGGCGCCCCCCCCGCCGCCCCCGCCUGGGGCGCAGCCCCCGCCCAGCGCCACCGCCCAGGCCGCGCUGUUCGCCUCGCAGGAGCGGUUCUUCCACGAGCUCUUCGAGGGCGACUUGGCCUCCCAGGCGGCCGCCGAGUUCGAGGCCGCCAUGCAGGAGCUGGCGCGGGAGGAGCCGCAGCUGGUGGAGCAGUUCCAGAGGCUCUCGGAGGCGGCGGGAAGAGUGGGGAGCGACGCGGCGUCGCAACAGGAAUUCACCUCCUGCCUGAGGGACACGCUGAGCGGCCUGGCCAAGAACGCUACUGAUCUGCAGAGCCCGGCCGAGGAGGAGCUGGUGACGGCGCUGGCGGGGCUGGGGCUGGAGGACGGGGACGGCGAGGCCGGUGUCCUGCCCGCCGUGCGCGGCGUCAUGCAGAGCCUGCUCUCCAAGGACCUGCUCUACCCCUCGCUUAAGGAGAUCACUGACAAGUACCCCGAGUGGCUGCAGCAGCACGGCGCGGCGCUGCCGGCCGAGCAGGUGGCGCGGUACCGGGAGCAGCACAGCGUCAUGUGCCGCAUCUGCCGGCAGCUGGAGAGCGAGCGGCCCGGCGAGGGCGAGGCGGAGCGGCGGGCGCGCUUCGAGACCCUCCUGGACCUCAUGCAGCAGCUGCAGGAGCUGGGCCACCCACCCAAGGAGCUGGCGGGGGACACGCCCCCUGGUCUCAACGUGGAGCUGCCGGGCGCCGAGCAGUGUCGCCUCAUGUAGAGCCUCGUUACGCACUAAUUAACACCCCGACGAGGAUGAGGAUGAAGAUGAGGAUGAGCAGCCCCGGCUCUGCUGUCUCAUGGGGGUGGGGGUGUGGGGACCCCCACCCCGGGGACACGCGGGUGUCCCCAAAUGUCCCCAAUAAACACGUUGGCACCCA